Molecule: messenger RNA, 775 nt
Organism: Penicillium longicatenatum
Lineage: Eukaryota; Fungi; Ascomycota; Eurotiomycetes; Eurotiales; Aspergillaceae
Product: 40S ribosomal uS13 domain-containing protein
Exons: 3
Biological process (GO): translation
Cellular component (GO): ribosome; cytosol; small ribosomal subunit
Molecular function (GO): structural constituent of ribosome; RNA binding
Source: RefSeq, a predicted model, not a curated record
UCCCAAUUACCCGAUCCCACAACGGACAGCAAAGUCACUCGAGACUUUCGAGACUCUGCUCCUCUCCAUCCCUCUGUCGACAAUUAUCGCGAGCCCUCGCGCCCAUCGCCCAUCAUGUCGCUCGUGUCCGGCGAGAAGACGAACUUCCAGUACAUCCUGCGUCUCCUCAACACCAACGUUGAUGGAAAGCAGAAGAUCAUGUACGCUCUGACCCAGAUCAAGGGUGUCGGUCGCCGCUACUCCAACCUCGUCUGCAAGAAGGCCGAUGUCGACCUCAGCAAGCGUGCUGGUGAGCUCACCACCGAGGAGCUGGAGCGCAUUGUCACCAUCCUCCAGACCCCUACCCAGUACAAGAUCCCCUCGUGGUUCCUUAACAGACAGCGCGACAUCACCGAUGGCAAGGACCACCAGGUCGUUUCCAACGGUCUUGACUCCAAGCUCCGUGAGGACCUUGAGCGCUUGAAGAAGAUCCGCUCCCACCGUGGUCUCCGUCACUACUGGGGCCUGCGUGUCCGUGGUCAGCACACCAAGACCACUGGCCGCCGUGGACGCACCGUCGGUGUGUCCAAGAAGAAGGGCUAAACUAUUCUUGUCGUUUUUCCGGGGGCUUUUUUUGGAGGGAUUCCUUUAUUGUCGGUGUGUUUCUAUGGGCAUCCGUGGGAUCUUUGUCCCCGCUGGCUGGGUGUGAUGCCAGUCUUUAAAAUUGAAAAUGAAUCAUACCAAUAUGAAAUGAACCGAUUGAUUUCCUUACAUACGUAUGAUACUUAUUCUCGGG